Molecule: messenger RNA, 3420 nt
Organism: Momordica charantia (bitter melon)
Lineage: Eukaryota; Viridiplantae; Streptophyta; Magnoliopsida; Cucurbitales; Cucurbitaceae
Biological process (GO): protein folding in endoplasmic reticulum
Cellular component (GO): EMC complex
Molecular function (GO): protein binding
Source: RefSeq, a predicted model, not a curated record
AAAAACUGGAUUAUUAUUAGCAUCGUCGUUCGACCGAGCUCCUCCUUAUUCCCAGAUCUCUCUCUCUCUCUCUCUCUCUCUCUCUCUCACUCACUGCGAGAAGGGGAGAGUUGAAGUCGCCAUGGUCUUGGCGAUCAAGGUUUAUCUUCUUCUUCUCCUUGCAUUAUUUGCGUCAUUCGCGAACUAUGGAUUUUCGCUUUACGAAGAUCAGGUUGGCCUCAUGGAUUGGCGCCAGCAGUACUUGGGGAAAGUGAAGCACGCAUUGUUCCAUUCUCAAAAGUCAGGGCGAAAGCGUGUAGUAGUAUCUACAGAAGAGAAUGUAAUUGCAUCACUUGAUCUUCGGCAUGGCGAGAUUUUUUGGAGACAUGUCCUUGGCCCCAAUGAUUCCAUUGAUGGAAUUGAGUUCGCCCUUGGAAAAUAUAUCAUUUCCCUUUCAUCGGAGGGGAACUUUUUAAGAGCGUGGAACCUUCCUGAUGGUCAGAUGGUGUGGGAGUCUUUUAUUCAGGGCACCAAGCCAUCAAAGUCACUAUUAUUGGUUCCAAAAAGUUUGAAACCCAACCAGGAGACCGUGAUUCUGGUUUUUGGUAGAAGUUGUCUGCAUGCUGUCUCUUCCCUAGAUGGUGAGGUUAUUUGGAAGAUUGACUUAACAGAGAACAGCGUAGAAAUUCAACAAAUCAUUCAGCAUCAUGACAGUGAUAUCAUUUAUGCUGUGGGAUUUUCAAGUCCAACUCAAUUUGAUCAGUUUCAAAUAAAUAUUAAGAGUGGAGAGUUGAUAAAGCACAGUACAGAAACGUUUACUGGUGGUUUUUCUGGAGAAUUGGUAUCAGUUUCUGAUGAUGUGCUUGUGACAUUGGACGCCACUAGGUCAAAUCUAGUUAUACUAAGCCUUAGGGAUGGUGAAAUUGGGAUUCAACAAUCACCUAUUGCACAUCUCGUUGAUGAAUUUUCUGGGUCAGUGGAAAUAGUGCCUUCAAAGCUUUCAGGGAUUCUUGCUAUUGAAGUUGGUUCUGUUUUAAUAUUAAUAAGAGUAAAAGGUGAAGGUGAGUUGGAGGUGGUGGAUAAAAUUCACGGUCAGGCAACUCUAAGUGAUUCUCUUUUAGUUUCAGAGAGCCAGCGUGCAGUUGCUCUAGUUCAGCGUAAGGGCAGUUAUAUGCAUCUAUCUGUGAAGCUAAUUGAUAGCUGGAGCAGUGAUUUUCUUGAAGAAAACAUAGUAAUCGAUGACCAAAGAGGAUUUGUACAUAAGGUUUUUUUAAAUUCUUAUAUCCGAACGGAUAGGUCCCAUGGGUUCAGGGCUCUGAUUGUCAUGGAAGACCAUUCACUGUUGUUAGUGCAACAAGGUGAAAUUGUGUGGAGUAGGGAAGAUGGCCUUGCCUCUAUCAUAAAUGUAGUGACAUCUGAACUGCCUGUUGAAAAAAAAGGCGUUUCUAUAGCAAAGGUGGAGAACAAUCUCAUUGAAUGGCUACAGGGACAUCUGCUGAAGCUCAAGGGAACUUUAAUGAUUGCAAGCCCUGAGGAUGUGGCAGCUAUUCAAAAUAUGAGGUUGAAGAGUUCUGACAAGAGCAAAUUGAGUCGGGACCAUAAUGGAUUCCGCAAACUGCUGAUUGUUCUUACUAAAUCGGGAAAACUCUAUGCCCUGCACUCUGGAGACGGUCGCAUUGUAUGGUCUCUAUUACUGCAUCCUUUCCGUAAAUCAGAAGCUUGUACUCCAAGAUGGCUCAACAUUUAUCAAUGGCAAGACCCCCACCAUCGUGCCAUGGAUGAGAAUCCAUCUGUACUCAUUGUUGGCCGUUGUGGACAAAGUAUGGGUGGACCAGGUUUUCUUUCAUUUGUUGACACUUACACGGGGAAGGAGAUUGGUUCAUCAAGCCAGGUUCACUCGGUUGUACAAGUCAUUCCACUUCCACUUACUGAUUCAACAGAACAACGCCUCCAUAUUUUAAUAGAUGCUGAGAGUCGUGCUCAUUUGUACCCACAAACUUCUGAAGCCAUUAGUAUUCUGCAAUCUGAAUUUUCAAACAUAUACUGGUAUUCAGUUGAGGCUGACAGUGGCGUUAUUAAAGGUCAUGCCUUAAAGAGAAACUGCAUUGAUAUCUUGGAUGACUACUGCUUUGAGAGCAAGGAUGUUUGGUCAAUCAUGCUUCCAUCAGAGUCGGAGAAAAUCAUUUCGACUGCUACGAGAAAUUUGAAUGAGGUGGUUCAUACGCAAGCAAAGGUUGCAGCAGACCAAGAUGUGAUGUACAAGUAUAUAUCAAAAAAUUUGCUCUUCUUGGCAACUGUUGCACCAAAAAGCAGUGGUGAAAUUGGAACUACUACCCCAGAGGAUUCCUGGUUGGUUGUAUAUCUUAUUGACAUUGUAAAUGGUCGUAUAUUACAUCGGAUGACCCAUCAUGGUUCAACAGGUCCAGUCCAUGCUGUCUUUAGUGAGAACUGGGUGGUCUAUCAUUACUUCAAUCUUAAAGCACACAGAUAUGAGAUGUCAGUUGUCGAAAUCUAUGAUCAAUCUCGUGCGGACAAUAUAGAUGUUUGGAAACUUAUUCUUGGAAAGCAUAACCUGACUUCUCCAAUUUCUUCAUAUUCUCGACCUGAAAUUUUGGCUAAAUCACAAUCAUACUUCUUCACUCAUUCUGUGAAAGCAAUAUCAGUUACGUCAACAUCUAAGGGCAUAACAUCGAAGCAGCUUCUGAUUGGUACAAUAAACGAUCAGAUUUUGGCUCUUGACAAACGUUACUUGGAUCCUCGGCGAUCUAUCAACCCCUCACAAGCUGAGAGAGAAGAAGGCGUUAUACCUCUUACAGAUUCCUUGCCUAUCAUUCCUCAGACCUACGCAACACACGCCCUUCAAGUUGAAGGCCUUCGAGGCGUCGUGACCUUGCCAGCCAAGUUGGAGUCGACAACCCUUGCAUUUGCAUAUGGAGUGGAUCUCUUCUUUACUCGGAUUACACCCUCUAGGACGUAUGAUUCGCUAACCGAAGAUUUCAGCUACGCUCUACUUCUCUUAACUAUCGUCGCUCUUGUGGUGGCCAUCUUUGUAACGUGGGGUUUAUCUGAGAGGAAAGAGCUUCAAGAUAAAUGGAAGUGAAGUGAGAUCUCUAGUUCUGCUUACUACAGCUCCUAACACACCCUCUCCUUUUACUUUCCCUCCCUCUCGGAUAAACUAAUUUUCAUUUCAUGAUUGUUUACAAAAUCCUUCAUGUACCUCUUAGUUUAGGCAUGCCAAGCUUUAGCCAUCUUCUUUCUGUUGAGGUUGAAAGUUCAUCAUCAUCAUUAUUUUUGCUUAGAUUUAUAAAUUAAUUGCUUCGAUUAUAGAUGGACAGUGACUUGCUAGUCUUUAAAAUUUCGAUUUUACGUUUGUUUUUGUAAUAACAUACAUAUAAGGUUUUUGUUUUAUUAAUUUGGAAGUUCUUAAAUCUCUUCAGUUCA